AAACGGUGUUGGCAGUGGACAGACAGGUCCAGAAACAGCUACCUGACGUGGCAACCAGGAGAGCCCAACAACCUUGGGAACAAUGAAAACUGCGUUGAACUUUGGAGCCGAUCAGGUUAUAAGAACUGGAACGAUGAGAACUGUGCGUCCACACGUGCGUUCCUCUGCAAGUGCAGAUUCUAGGGGAAGUUGCUCCUCCCCCUGCUCUGGAGGGACAGAAGUGCCUGGGGAAGCCUGGAGAAGCAAGGAAGCCUCCGCACAACCUCUGCUCUGCGUCCCUUCGCUUAAUGGCUGGUUUCUGUAAUUUCUUGGGUCUGGUUUUGCUCAUCGUGAUGGGCGGGAAGGUCAAAUAAAUUCCGUUUUAGCAUGAGUA
Molecule: messenger RNA, 373 nt
Organism: Notechis scutatus (mainland tiger snake)
Lineage: Eukaryota; Metazoa; Chordata; Lepidosauria; Squamata; Elapidae
Source: RefSeq, a predicted model, not a curated record